Messenger RNA from Lycium barbarum (goji berry), 669 nucleotides. RefSeq lists its product as uncharacterized. NCBI's taxonomy places the organism in Eukaryota, Viridiplantae, Streptophyta, Magnoliopsida, Solanales, Solanaceae. The transcript is spliced from 4 exons. The coding region runs from base 1 to 669 and encodes 222 amino acids. The record is from RefSeq and is a predicted model, not a curated record.
AUGUCUCCUAUUUUCUACGCAGUGGUGAAAGCAUACACGCAAGACGAGUUUGAUAGUCUAAUGGAUAAAGUUGAGAAGAUCGAUAUUCGAGUGAAAGACUAUUUAGAAUUAGCCAGAAGGGAUAAGUGGGCUAGGUUGUAUGCACCAGUGAACCGAGGAUGGACAUUGACAUCAAAUAUUGCAGAAUGUAUUAAUUCAAAACUUGUAGCAUCACAAGAAUUGCCUAUCUUUGAUUUGGUUGAAGAAGUGAGGAAGCUAUUUGGAAGAUGGAAUUUCAAUAAUCGGAGGAACGGAAUAUACACGUUCACCACACUUGGGAGAAAAUUUCAAGAGCUCUUAUCAAUAAACGAGCAUCUUUGUUCACGUAUGACGGUUGAACCAUCAACCGAAUACUUGUGCACAGUCAAUGAUGAACGAAUGUGUUUCAUAGUUUGUUUGGAGAAGAAACUUAUAUAUGAUGUCCCAGUGUGUCCUCUUCUGGAUGAGAGUGAAUGGAAGAUACCUAAUUUCAUAUCCGACGAAGUAGUCUUGCUGCUAAGAUACAAGAGACCAACAGGAAGGUCGAAGAAGAAGCGCGAUAAGCCAUUACUUGAAAUUUACUUGUGCUUAACCAAAUGUGGAUACUGCAAUCUUGAAAUACAACUAUAUACAAUUGUGUAUUCACGGUAA